GAGAGUUCGGCGUCUCAAUGGUCCACCAAUUCCCGUUGCUCCAUUAACAUUAAUGGAAUUAGAAAUUCCCGAGGAGUACAAGCAGUAUGAAGUUGAACCUGGGUCAUUCGAAAAUUUUCUGCUUUGUGACACUGGACCUGGCCCUAAUAGGGUUAUUAUAUUUGGUCACCAAAGAGGAUUGGAGAUACUCACGACAAGCAAUGAGUGGUUUGUGGACGGAACUUUUAAAAUUGCACCAAGCCUAUUUGCACAGGUAUUUGUAAUUUUGGCCACUCGUAAUGGAGGUGUCCAUACAUGCAUAUAUGCACUAUUGCCAAAUAAAAAUCAGACAACGUACAGCAGACUAUUGGUUGAAAUUAAAAAUCUAGCUCCAGGAAUAUUAGCUGGGAGUAUUUCUGUAGAUUUUGAAAUAGCAAUUCACAAUUCUUUUAGAACUGAAUUUCCUAAUAUUGAGAUACGUGGAUGUUUUUUUCAUCUAUUGCAAAACCUGAAAAAACAAGUGGCAGCUGUAGGAUUGAUGGCAGACUACAGAAAUGAUGCAGAUUUUAACCUACAUGCACGCAUGAUAACAGCGUUGGCAUUUGUCCCGCCAGAGGACGUACCUAAGUAUUUUGAAAAUCUCAGCAUGGCAAUUGAAAUUAUAUUUCCAUCGUUACAGCCAAUCCUUGAUUGGCUGGAAACGUACUAUAUUGGAAUGCUGAGAAGGGAAGGAGUUAAGAGAACACCAGCUUUUCCUAUUCCAACCUGGAAUUUAUAUAACAGAGUGUUAGCAGGACAAAUGAAAACAAAUAAUAUUGCUGAAGCAGCUCAUAGGAGACUCCAGGCCCAGCUGAGCAUGUCUAACCCAACGAUUUGGAAAUUCAUAAUAGAGCUCAGAAAAGUCCAGUUAGAGAGAGACAUAUAUUAUGAAUUUCUCGUUGCGGGGAAUCAACCACCACCUUCGAAAAGAAAAUUUGUUGACGCUGGAAACCGAAUUCUGCACUUAGUACAAAAUUAUCGACACCGCCAACCCAUUGAGUACUUACGAGGACUAGCACAUAAUUUUAUUAUGGACCAGUAAAAAAAAUAACCUAGCAAUAAACCUAAUAAUAUAUCUAACUGCAUUGAAUACUUUUUUACAUUUUUCCUUGUACUUAUAUUGAAUAUAAAUAUUAAAUACCCAAACAAAUCCAUUCCUAACUCCUCCAAAGUCCUAAUUCCUUCGACCAAAUUGUUAACU
Messenger RNA from Metopolophium dirhodum (rose-grain aphid), 1219 nucleotides. RefSeq lists its product as uncharacterized. NCBI's taxonomy places the organism in Eukaryota, Metazoa, Arthropoda, Insecta, Hemiptera, Aphididae. The coding region runs from base 53 to 1060 and encodes 335 amino acids. The record is from RefSeq and is a predicted model, not a curated record. The transcript is spliced from 4 exons.